Entrophospora sp. SA101 is the source of this 452-nucleotide messenger RNA. The record is from the annotation of a GenBank genome assembly. NCBI's taxonomy places the organism in Eukaryota, Fungi, Glomeromycota, Glomeromycetes, Entrophosporales, Entrophosporaceae.
CUACUACUUCCUCUUCAACUACCAACGAUGCUAUAACUCGUGUGGUGGAAUGGAAUGAUAAAAUGGAGAUUGAGUUUUUUCGUGCUGUAAUAAAAAAUAGACCUGUUGAUAUAGCGAAAGAAUUCAAUUCAAACAGUCCUGUAAAAUGUUCUAUUUCAGAAUUAUGGGAAAGAUUUGAAAAUCGUAAAGCAGGAGGAUCUUCACGUGGUGAAUCACCUUCUCCAUCAUAUAUAAAAGGUCAAAGAGGACGUAAAGGACAUUCCAGAACAUCAUCACUCACUGUCUCUUUAGAAUCUUCACCUGAGCCUGAAGAAACUAAAAAACCUAGAAGAACUCGGAUUACAAGGAAAUCUGACAUUAGCCUUGAAAAUAAUAAAACAUUGAAUAAGCGAGUUAGCAGAUCAAGAAAAACUUCCGACGCUAUUUCACCUACACAUAAUCUAUUAUUAUAA